AGGCAGCUUCUUGACACCUCCCGCCCACGCCGUGCGAUGGGGCCUACCCUGCACCAGAAGUGGAGACAUGACCUGGGUCUAUCGCAAAAAGUUGCGCUGUAAUAAGCUACUUGGAAAGGAACAUCAUCUGUCAAUCGACCAGCGAAACGCAAGCCAACUCAAACCCCAUAAAACUACAUACGCCACCACAAUGGACGCCUCCGACGUUGAAAAGCUACAGCCCAAGGACAAGGCCGAGCUCCUCCAGUUCGUCAACAACGAGCAACAGAGGACCAAAGUCCAGAGCCAAACACACAACCUCACCGAAGUUUGCUGGAAAAAGUGCGUGACUUCUAUCAAGGGCAACGGCCUGGAGAAGAGCGAGGAGCAGUGCCUGGCCAGCUGCGUCGACCGGUUCUUGGACGUGAACCUGGCGACGAUGCAGCAUCUCAGCACCCUCCGAAGGUAGAGAGAGAAUGGAUGCGGAUUUCAUGGGCGCUGAGAAGGGGGCGCGGAGCUCCUAUAAAAUGGGUGAUGAGACCUCAUUUCCUCACCGUCUUGAUCGAGCUCACGACAAUAGCAACGGCUGCACAAGUUUGCCGGAAAUCCAAUGUACGAUACGCAUACGGCGGUACUGGUUAUCAUAGACAUUGCAAAUAAUACGUAACCCUCCCUCGAGGGCACGAAGAAAACCUGAAUAUAAGACCAAGAGUAGGACAUUGAAUGGGGAAGGCAUAUUCACAACGACAACAUUUCAUUCAAGACGCUUGCAGGGAAAUCAUCAGAACUGCCUUCAAGAGGU
Pyricularia oryzae 70-15 is the source of this 781-nucleotide messenger RNA. RefSeq names its product mitochondrial import inner membrane translocase subunit TIM8. NCBI's taxonomy places the organism in Eukaryota, Fungi, Ascomycota, Sordariomycetes, Magnaporthales, Pyriculariaceae. The transcript has 2 exons. The record is from RefSeq and is a predicted model, not a curated record. The coding region runs from base 68 to 448 and encodes 126 amino acids.